Molecule: messenger RNA, 1635 nt
Organism: Brassica napus (rape)
Lineage: Eukaryota; Viridiplantae; Streptophyta; Magnoliopsida; Brassicales; Brassicaceae
Product: E3 ubiquitin-protein ligase RNF14-like
Exons: 1
Coding region: 173-1114 (313 amino acids)
Biological process (GO): protein polyubiquitination; ubiquitin-dependent protein catabolic process; positive regulation of proteasomal ubiquitin-dependent protein catabolic process
Cellular component (GO): ubiquitin ligase complex; cytoplasm
Molecular function (GO): ubiquitin protein ligase activity; ubiquitin conjugating enzyme binding; zinc ion binding
Source: RefSeq, a predicted model, not a curated record
AUACGCAAAAAUAUAUGCUCGUGUAAAAAAAGAUCAAUUACAAAAAUCGAAAGAAAAUUUCCAUUCAUCUAAUUUUGCAGAUACCUUCUAAAAUAAGCUAGUAUUAAACCUAAAUUCGUAGACCUAACUCAAAGUCAAGACAAAAGAGGAGAAACCAAAAGACAGUGAUUUAAUGGGAACCUGCUUCUCUUCAUCAUCAUCAUCAACGUCACGCACAAGGAUGGUAGAUUAUUACUACGACCAGGAUGAAUUAUACGAUUACAACAGAGUUUUCCCACCCUGCGACGUAAACUAUGUCAAUAAUCUGCAUCUCCAAGAAGCUCUGGUUUCUUCUUUGGUCACUUCGAUGGAGGAGGAGAUUAACCAUCAUCCCCAACCCCAAAGGCAUGUUACCUUGCGUAUCAAGCACGAGGAAGAAGAACCGGAGAUAAAAGCAGGGAACGAACCCGUAGAACCAUCUAGCAUGUUAUGUAUGAUAUGUAUGGACGAGAAGUCUCCUUCCGACAUGUUCCGAGGUAACUGCACUCACUUCUAUUGCACCGAGUGCACGGUCCGUUACGUAGAGACCAGGAUAGGAGAAAACGUAGCUGGAAUCAAUUGUCCUGACGUGGAUUGCACUCACCUGAUAGAGCCAAACACAUGUCGAGAUCUGAUUCCAAGGAAUUUGAUGGAGAGAUGGGACAAAGCUUUGUGCGAGUCGUUGUUCAUGUCGUCGGGGAAAGUCUACUGUCCGUUCGAAAGCUGCUCGGCGAUGCUGGUGGUGGAGGGUGGUGAUGAUAAAGUGACGAUGACGGAGUGUCCGUCUUGUCACAGACUGUUUUGCGCUCAGUGUAAAGUGACAUGGCACGAAGGGAUUGGGUGCAAGGAGUUUCAGAGAGUUGGUAAGACUAAGAAGAAGUGUCGCGUAAUUUUGAAUGGAAUAUUAAACAUAGCCAAACGGAAAGAAAAGAAGAAGAAUGUUGAUAAAUUGUUGAUUCAGUUGGCUAAGAAGAAGCAGUGGAGGAGGUGUCCUAGUUGCAACUUCUACGUUGAGAAACUCGUUGGUUGUAUGCAUAUAAGUUGCAGGUCAGUCACCUUCAUCGCCAUCAAAUCAUUAUAUUAUGCAUGUUUUUAAUUUGUUUAUUAUUCUGCUCAUUGGAUUAUUUUUGUAGGUGUGGUUUUGAGUUUUGCUAUGGUUGUGGAUCAAAGUGGGGUUAUCGUCACUCAUGCCUAAGUACUCGGCAGUACUCCAUGCGUAGCUUCUUCAAUUCGUUUCUAGCAAAUUCACGAUCAUUUGAAUAUUUUUAUUGAUUAUUAUGCAUAUUUCCAAAUUCCAACUGAUAUUCAAGUGUAACCUAAACAAAACAGCGCACAACUUUUCAGUAUACUACUAUCCUUUGAAAUAAAUAUCAUGAAAAUGCAAACUUGUUUUCACCAUUACUUUAACCAUUUUUUUACACAUGAAACCAAUAAUGAAAAAUAAAAGAAAAUCACACAAGGAAACAUAAUUAUAAAGAACAGCAAAGCAGAGAAACUAUUUACAGACACAAUUUAUGUGCAUUGCAUAGUAACUUAUUUGGUGAAGCCUCCUCCUUCAUUAGCUGUUAACUUGCGAUCUUCUUUCUAACACUUCCACGGAGGCUUAACGAAUAAAUA